Lampris incognitus (smalleye Pacific opah) is the source of this 855-nucleotide messenger RNA. RefSeq names its product 3-hydroxyisobutyrate dehydrogenase a (gene hibadha). Bases 1 to 855 code for a protein of 284 amino acids. The transcript has 7 exons. NCBI's taxonomy places the organism in Eukaryota, Metazoa, Chordata, Actinopteri, Lampriformes, Lampridae. Gene Ontology annotation, cellular component: mitochondrion. The record is from RefSeq and is a predicted model, not a curated record. Gene Ontology annotation, molecular function: 3-hydroxyisobutyrate dehydrogenase activity; NADP binding. Gene Ontology annotation, biological process: L-valine catabolic process.
AUGGCUGCCUUGUUUAGAGGGUCCCGGAAUUUAUUGCUAAGGUGGAAUAAACCCGUUGACCUUGCCUUCGUGGCAAGUCGGUCAAUGGCCUCAAAGACGCCAGUAGGGUUUAUUGGGCUGGGUAAUAUGGGCAGUCCCAUGGCCAAGAACCUACUCAGAAAUGGCUACCCUGUCAUUGCCACUGAUGUUUUCCCCGAGUCUUGCAAGGAGCUACAAGAUCUGGGUGCCCAGGUGGUGGACUCUCCAGCAGAGGUGGCAGAGAAAGCAGACCGCAUUCUCACCAUGCUCCCUUCCAGUCCAAAUGUAAUAGAGGUGUACGUGGGCCCCAAUGGCAUCCUCAAGAAGGUGAAGAAGGGAACACUGCUGAUUGACUCCUCCACCAUUGACCCUACUGUUGCAAAAGAGAUGGCGGUUGCGGCAGAGAAGAUGGGCGCUGUGUUCAUGGACGCUCCCGUGUCAGGAGGUGUGGGGGCUGCCAGCCUGGCCAAGCUGACCUUUAUGGUGGGCGGUGUGGAGGAGGAGUACCACGCUGCUCAGGAGCUGCUCACUUGUAUGGGAGCCAAUGUGAUCUAUUGUGGACAGGUCGGCACUGGACAGGCGGCCAAGAUCUGCAACAACAUGCUGCUUGCUAUCGGAAUGAUUGGGACCGCAGAGACCAUGAACCUCGGCAUCAGGUACUUUCAGCAGCAGCACAGGAGAAGGCUGCCAAUCUCUGCGGGCCAGACCAACUUUAUCAAGGCGGGCAUCUCAGCCUCUGACAUCAAGUACACAACUGCUGCUCGCACUGAGAAAUGUCCUGUCAACACCUCGCCCCACUGCUGGCCCCCUCAGCCUCUGGACUCAGGAGCGGCAUAA